Amyelois transitella is the source of this 579-nucleotide messenger RNA. RefSeq lists its product as uncharacterized. The record is from RefSeq and is a predicted model, not a curated record. Lineage: Eukaryota; Metazoa; Arthropoda; Insecta; Lepidoptera; Pyralidae. The transcript has 3 exons. Bases 139 to 561 code for a protein of 140 amino acids. Gene Ontology annotation, biological process: sleep; positive regulation of voltage-gated potassium channel activity; regulation of synaptic transmission, cholinergic.
UAUGGCGGUAUCCUGUCGGCACAUAUUGUACAAUCAAAUCAAACACACAUUGUUAAUGUAAACAGUAGUGACCAGGGUAUCGCCUGGCACACGACGUGUUAUCAUUUGCCAAUAAAUUAAUAAAUAAAUCUGGAAAUCAUGAAGAAUUUGGCCUUGUUGGCCUGUCUGUUUGUCUGUUUUCAGAGCGGUACCUCAAUCCGCUGUUACGAAUGUAACAGCAAGAACAACACCAUGUGCCUGGACCCCUCCCUGUACGACAAGGAGACGGUGAACAAGUUCCUCAUCUCCACAGACUGCCAGAAGGGAGUGUUCAGUCCGCACCAGAAAGAUUUCUUCUGUAGGAAGAUUAUACAGACUAUCCUCCACAAAAACCACGACUCGGAAGUGCGCGUGACACGCGGCUGCGGCUGGGUGCGGCAUCACAAGGACUGCUACAAGGCAGACACGGAAGACCACCUCGAGACCGUCUGUCAGUGCUUCAACGACGAAUGCAAUGGCGCGAGUGCGCUGGCAUUCAGCGCGGCCGUGAUGGCGCUGAGCGUUCUAAUUUUAAGAUUUUGAAUAAAGAACGUGUUUUGA